CACUGUCCCUGCGAGUUCUUUAAGUUCCCUGCAAUCUGUACCCAAGAGAAAGAGGGAGAGAGAGGGAGAGACAGAGAGAGCAGGGGACCAGGUAAAGCACUGGGCUGCUGCAGCCACUCAGACUCAGGAGCUGGAGAAUCGCCAAGGAUGCAGAAGGAAAUGAAGAGGAUCAAAGAUGAGGAUGUGCAUUUCGGUUUGGGCGUGAAGAGGGCCGCCUCCUUCCCCCACUGCCUGCAGCCCGUGGUUUCCCGGGAGAAAGCUCCCCCAAGACACCUCUUCCCCGAAGCUCUCCGGGGGCCCUUCCCCCAGUUUCGGUAUGAACCUCCUCCGGGAGACCUAGACGGGUUUCCGGGGGUCUUUGAAGGAGGAGGGUCUCGGAAACGGAAGAGCAUGCCCACCAAGAUGCCCUCCAACCAGCCCGCGGACGCCUUGGCCCCCGCGCUGCCCCCCGAGGAGAGCAAGGCCCGCGGCGCCCAGGGCCUCCCGCUGCUGUUCGCGCAGCCCCCGCGGCCCGCGCGGGACUCGCAGAUGAUCGACCUGUGCAACGUGGGCUUCCAGCUCUACCGCGCUCUGGAGCCCCUGGGGGGCCGGCCCGUGAAGCAGGAGCCCUUGAAGCCGAGCGCCGUGUGGCCCCAGCCCGCCGCGCCCCCGUUCCUGCCCGCGCCCUACCCCUGCUACCCCAAGGUGCCCCCGGGGCUGCUGCUGCCCUUCUUCCUGCCCUCCGCUGCCCCCUUCCCCUUCGGCCGGCACGCCUUCCUGCCCAAGCCGCCCCCCGCGCCGCUGCUGCCCCGCAAGGCCGAGCCCCCGGGGCCCGAGGAGGCCCGGCAGAAGGUGGAGAGGGUGGACGUGAACGUGCAGGUGGACGACAGCUACUACGUGGCCGUGGGCGGGGCGCAGAAGCGCUGGCAGUGCCCCACCUGCGACAAGUCCUACACGUCCAAGUACAACCUGGUGACGCACAUCCUGGGCCACAGCGGCAUCAAGCCGCACGCGUGCACGCGCUGCGGGAAGCUCUUCAAGCAGCUCAGCCACCUGCACACGCACAUGCUCACGCACCAGGGCACGCGGCCCCACAAGUGCCAGGUGUGCCACAAGGCCUUCACGCAGACCAGCCACCUGAAGCGCCACAUGAUGCAGCACAGCGAGGUGAAGCCGCACAACUGCCGCGUGUGCGGCCGCGGCUUCGCCUACCCCAGCGAGCUCAAGGCCCACGAGGCCAAGCACGCCAGCGGGCGGGACAACAUCUGCGUGGAGUGCGGCCUCGACUUCCCCACGCUGGCCCAGCUCAAGCGGCACCUCACCACGCACCGCGGGCCCGUGCAGUACAGCUGCUCCGAGUGCGACAAGACCUUCCAGUACCCGAGCCAGCUGCAGAACCACAUGAUGAAGCACAAGGACAUCCGGCCCUACAUCUGCUCCGAGUGCGGCAUGGAGUUCGUGCAGCCGCACCACCUCAAGCAGCACUCGCUCACGCACAAGGGCGUGAAGGAGCACAAAUGCGGGAUCUGCGGGCGGGAAUUCACCCUGCUGGCCAACAUGAAGAGACAUGUGCUAAUCCACACCAACAUCCGGGCCUACCAGUGUCACCUGUGUUACAAGAGUUUUGUGCAGAAGCAGACCCUCAAGGCACACAUGAUCGUCCACUCUGACGUGAAGCCUUUCAAAUGCAAGCUGUGUGGGAAGGAAUUCAACCGCAUGCACAACCUGAUGGGCCACAUGCACCUGCACUCCGACAGCAAACCCUUCAAGUGCCUUUACUGCCCGAGCAAGUUCACCCUGAAGGGGAACCUGACGCGCCACAUGAAGGUCAAGCACGGGGUCAUGGAGCGGGGCCUCCAUUCUCAAGGUUUCGGCAGGGGCCGGAUGGUGCUCACGCAGACGGCGGGGAUGCUGAGGGCUCUGGAGCAGGAGGAGCCCUUCGACCUGUCCCAGAAGCGCGGGGCCAAGGCGCCGGCGUUCCAGUCGGACGGGGAGAGCGCCAGAGGCAGCUCCUGCCACGAGGAGGAGGACGAGGACCCCUGCUUCGAGGGGGAGCAGGGCAGCCCGGGCCUGGCCCCCCGCAGCCGGCGGCGCUGCGCAUCCCAGGAGCCCUCCCAGGCGGAGCCGGACCCCGGGGCGCGGGAGGAGGCCCUCGGGGAGCAGGAGGCCAAGCCCAUGGGGACUCCUCCGGGGAUGGGCAGGGGCAGCCUCGUGGCGGAGGGUCCUAGCCGCGGGGCUCUGCUCAGCGCCCGGCGGGGCUCCUCCUUCUCUGAUUACUUGGACUUCAAGCACAGAGAUGAGAAUCUAAAAGAAUUACUGGAGAGGAAAAUGGAAAAACCAGCCGUGCUUUUAGGCAUCUAAGGACAGUUUUAAAACUCCAUUUGGAAAAUGACAACCAGGCUGUGCAAAUGUAGCCUUCUGCCUGAGCUGCCAUUUGCUGGAGCCCUGUGAAGGGCACUGAUCUUCCCAAAUGGCUCCGACUAACCGAGCAGGGACUGUCUUCAGAGAUGCAGAUGCCUCUCAGGUCCUUCCUUGGGCCCUGGAUGUUUACCCCACACGUGCAGGGGUGUCUUUAGCACUGUUCUGAGGAUUUCCAGCGUAAUACACUGUAUAUAACCUUCUAGAUCUGGAAUUGCAAGCUGAUGCAGAGGGUGCUGAGAAAGCCUGUUUUCCUUUGACUCAUAUGCCAUACAUGGUCAAUUCCUUUCUCAUGGCAAAAACAUGGUGCUUGACAUGUUACCUUAUUAAUGACUAUUUAGUUGAAUGUGCGAAAGUUAUAAUAUUUUUCCAGAUAGAUGAAAAUAUUAGUAGUUGUAUGGAUAACAAUCGCCUUUAUUAAAUGGUCAAAAAUACCAGAAAUGACACAGGAGGGGGAGUUAUUGAGAAGGAUGCUCUCAUGUAGUUGCUAGAGAUACAGGAUGAAAUUGCGGGAGACUAUGAAUGAUUUUGACUAAGGAAACUCCAGCAACAUUUAGGUUCCCACCUGAGGCUGCCUUGUCCUGCUCCGGCCGCUUGGCCGCCUUCGUCAGCUGCGGCACAGGGAGGGGAUUUUCAGAUGGCCUCCCGAUGGUGCUGCGGCUGCAGGCCAGCAACCUCCCUCCUGGACACCUUGCCCUGAAGCCCCCCGGCCCCCGGGGAAGCAGCUGCAGGAAGCGUGUCCCCAAGAGUGGGGGUGGGGAAGGAGCGCUCCCUGAAAUCUAAGCUGGGACUUCCUUUGGGUAUGGGAGUAACCACCAGCCAGUCACUAGGAGGGGGACGGGGCCCUGUUCUCAACGCUGCCUGCACGUUAGAAUCAUCUCGGGGAACCUUUUACAAAUACCAGUGCCGGGCCUCAGCCCUGAGACGCCAAUUUCAUUGGUCUGCAGGGGAGCCCCAGCGCUGGCAUUUUCCAGAGUGCCCCCGAUGAUUCUUACACGCAGCCAGGGUGCGAACAACAGACUGAGCUAAGACAGAGGCUCCAGGACCCCUCCGGAGACUCCGUCCAUAUUUCUGUUUCUGGCUUCAGACUCAUUAAGACAAAGAGCAGGAGACCUCAAAGCAUGCUGCUGACCUGGGCCCUCGGACCUGUCCUGUGAAGCCUCACGAGACGACACACACACGCAUGCACGCUUGUGCGCGCACACACACACAUUGUGUAGACACACACCUGCUGGACUAGAAGAUGAUGCCUGUGGUGUGGAUGGUCCCUGAAUGUGUAACAAUACACCGCCUGCCUGCAGUUCCUAGCGAUGUCUUCCUGGGUGCUUGCGGCCGGAUUCCAGGGUGAGGAUGACCGACGUGGGUGGGGGAGCCCAGCGGGCCGGCUUCCUAGUAAAGCGGUGUUGACAGAGUGACCACACGCAGUCACCUCUGGUUCUGUGCUUGUGUUUACGUAAAACCUGCCCUUCGGUUGGUGGUUUCAAUUCUUGCCUCUUCAUUGUCUGCCUUCCUCUCCUCCCGGAGUGCCCGAUGGGUUUCUUUGGAAGACCUGGCCUGUCUCUGACUGUUGGACGCUGGCUUUCUCUCUGGGCCAACGCGCUUCCUCCCUCAGCUCACUGCACUGUCCUCGUGCCCCCGUGCACUUGGUCGGUCCUGACACACGUCUCCUGCCACCUGGCCUGAAGUGCCCUCUUUCAGCCUCAGCCCCACCACAAAGCACAAGGCUGCGUGCGUUUCCUGCAGCCACGCCGUCCUGAGGUCAGGGCAAGCAGAGCAGAUGCGGAAGGCAAUACUGCGGGUUCCUGCAGUUACAAGCACAACUCUGAGCCAAGACCCUGCUCCAAGUCCUCAGAAGGACAACUUGCCUGCCUUCCCCUCACUGUUCUUAAUUCAUUCUUAAUAAAGCUCCUCAGUGCCUCUGAUGAAACGGCCCAGGCAGCUGGCAGAGUGGCCUGCGAGGCCGCCAGCUCGUGGGGUCCCGUUACAUAGUCAUUCCUGCAGGAGCCAUGUGUUCGGGACCCACUACAAGGCUGCAGGCUUCCAGUUUGUUCUGGGUGUGCCUCGCUGGAAUAGGAGCCAGGACAUCUGGAAUAGCAGGCCCUAGUCUUUUCCAGCCCAGACAAAUCGCGUGACGCUGUUUGAGGAACAAGUUAACGUUGAGAUGGAGAGAGUAUGGUCUAGAAAGGUGGUUUUCCAAUUGUGUGUUGAGAGGCCAGAGGGCCCUUGUAGGCCCCUCCAGAGCAGCCGGGGAAGAAGGAGAGACCCCCAGCCCUCAUGUCCACUCCACUCCAAGCAGCCCACACUUCGUCUGUGUUGUAUGUUAGCCUUCCACGUAAGAUUUCACUUGGAGGGAGGAUAAAAGGUCGAGGAAAAGUGAUAAAAAGCUGUUACGGAGCGGUUCGAAACUCUGUUUUUAGUUCUUGACUCUGGGUAUGAGAGACUUAAUUAGAUCUAACGUGAUGGUUGACAUACACCGACCUUCUGAGGGCCGAGGCUAACACCUUGGUUUCGUAUGUGACCAACAUCCUGGUUUGCCUGGGACAACUGUGGCUUAUACUUGUUGUCCCAGGGUAAUUAUCAAUAGUGUCACUUUAACUCUCAAAAGUGUCCCAGUUUGGGUGAUAAGUUGUAUGGCACGCUCUGCGUGCGUGCAGAGCUAAGGGGAGGGUUGGCCAACCUUGCCUGUGAGCUAACGAGCAGGAUGCAAGGCUGGAGGAGGCCCAUGGGGCCAUCCUCGGAGAGCGAGGGAUGAAGCCAUCCAAGGCUGCCCACACUCCAAGGGCCAGGACAGCAUGACAUUCAUCGCAGUGUGACACUCUGAAAAUAGGCCACUGCCAAAGGCUUUCCAGGCCUUGGAGCACUGUCACUUUGAACCAGCCAACUGACUGGCCAGGUGGCAUAUUUUUCUUUUAUCCUUUUUAUUCAGGCCUAUGGUUAUCCCUGCUUGUUGCCUUUCAACUCAUUCUCUCUUUUUAAAAGUUUGACCCC
Molecule: messenger RNA, 5385 nt
Organism: Equus quagga
Lineage: Eukaryota; Metazoa; Chordata; Mammalia; Perissodactyla; Equidae
Gene: ZNF366
Product: zinc finger protein 366
Exons: 5
Coding region: 148-2340 (730 amino acids)
Biological process (GO): regulation of transcription by RNA polymerase II
Molecular function (GO): RNA polymerase II cis-regulatory region sequence-specific DNA binding; DNA-binding transcription factor activity
Source: RefSeq, a predicted model, not a curated record